Messenger RNA from Trifolium pratense (red clover), 1394 nucleotides. Its product is annotated as 14-3-3-like protein C. The coding region runs from base 375 to 1145 and encodes 256 amino acids. Gene Ontology annotation, cellular component: cytoplasm. The transcript has 6 exons. NCBI's taxonomy places the organism in Eukaryota, Viridiplantae, Streptophyta, Magnoliopsida, Fabales, Fabaceae. The record is from RefSeq and is a predicted model, not a curated record. Gene Ontology annotation, biological process: signal transduction.
AAAUUAAAGUGCUUGUACUCACGUUCAAAAGAAAAAAAAAAAGUGAUUUGGAAAUUUCAAAGCUUAGUACCAAACGCAAAAGAAAAGAGAUUUUGAAAUUUCAAUGCUUACCAAACACCAUCAAUUAGCCACGACUCUAUUCUCACUAACAACACACAUACCGUGAACAUCACUCCCAACCCUUUAUUACCAAAACGCAAAAACGUGACAUCCACUCUCUCAAUAGCGCGUGAGAACGAGUCCUCCCCCACGACCAACAUAUUCAGUCGUGAGUACCUUGUCUCAUUAUCCCUCCCAUUCAAAACCUUUGAAAAUUUUCGAAGUUCAAGAGAGAGAAAGCAACUAAGAAGAGAGAGAAAGUUAGCAGAACUUCCAUGGCGUCCCGUGAGAACUUCGUCUACAUCGCCAAGCUUGCUGAACAAGCUGAACGCUAUGAAGAAAUGGUGGAAGCAAUGAAGAAUGUAGCAAAGCUAAAUGUUGAGUUGACUGUGGAAGAGAGAAACCUUCUAUCAGUUGGAUACAAGAAUGUGGUGGGUGCUCAUAGGGCUUCUUGGAGGAUUCUAUCCUCAAUUGAGCAUAAGGAAGAAUCUAAAGGCUAUGAUGUGAAUGUGAAGAGGAUAAAGGAGUAUAGACACAAGGUGGAAACUGAGUUGUCUAAUAUAUGCAGUGAUAUCAUGGCUAUUAUUGAUGAUCACCUUAUUCCUUCAUCCUCUAAUGGUGAAUCAAGUGUCUUUUUCUAUAAAAUGAAAGGGGACUAUUAUCGGUAUUUGGCGGAAUUUAAGUCGGGUGAUGAGAGAAAAGAGGCUGCUGAUCUUUCCAUGGAAGCAUAUCAGACAGCUUCUACUGCAGCAGAAGGCGAGUUACCUCCGACGCAUCCCAUUCGAUUGGGUUUAGCUUUGAACUUCUCCGUCUUUUAUUAUGAAAUUUUGAACUCUCCUGAAAGGGCAUGUCACCUUGCUAAGCAGGCAUUUGAUGAAGCCAUCUCUGAGUUGGAUACACUGAGUGAGGAGUCUUACAAAGACAGCACAUUGAUUAUGCAACUUCUAAGGGACAACCUCACAUUGUGGACUUCUGACAUCCCUGAAGAUGGAGAUGAAGAACAAAGGGUGGAAUCUUCGCGAGGUGGCGGAGGUGAAAAUGCCUAGUGAAGAGAAGCUGAUAGGAACUUGUGGUGUGCAUAUGAGAAGGCUACUCUCUUGAUACCUUUGAUAGUUUACCUGGGAUGCUGUAAAAGAACUUGAAGUUUGUCGCAUGAAGUUAAGAUUGUUUGGUGUUUGUAAUUGUAACUUAAUGUUUGCUUGGUUUUGACAUACAUAUUUGCAAAAGGGAUGCUGGCUUGAAUCCAUUCAUCAAGUUACAUAUAUUAUAUUGAUUUGAAUCAUCAUUAUUCCAAA